This is a messenger RNA of Colletotrichum spaethianum, 5841 nucleotides long. Its product is annotated as nonribosomal peptide synthase atnA. Gene Ontology annotation, cellular component: cytoplasm. Gene Ontology annotation, biological process: amino acid activation for nonribosomal peptide biosynthetic process; secondary metabolite biosynthetic process. Lineage: Eukaryota; Fungi; Ascomycota; Sordariomycetes; Glomerellales; Glomerellaceae. Gene Ontology annotation, molecular function: phosphopantetheine binding; catalytic activity. The record is from RefSeq and is a predicted model, not a curated record. The transcript has 2 exons. The coding region runs from base 1 to 5841 and encodes 1946 amino acids.
AUGUUUACCUCCGGAAGCACAGGGGAGCCCAAAGGAGUGAUGAUAGAUCACUCCGCUUGCGCAGCCGCAGUUUCAUCUCACGGUAACGCCACUGGAUUCAGUCCAAAGACUAGAGCUCUCCAGUUUGCUCGCCACACAUUCGAUGCAUCCAUUGCAGAGAUCCUCACAACACUUGCAUUUGGCGGAUGUGUAGUCGUGCCGUCCGCAGACGAGCGACUUAACAACGUCACGGCUAUCAUACAGGAGAAAAAGGUCAAUUGGGCUUUCUUCACACCGUCGGUUAUUCGAUUGCUGGAGCCGUUUGAUGUCCCUGGUUUAACGACUAUCGUUCUCGGUGGGGAGCCUCUUGGCCAAGACAACAUCGAAAAAUGGGCCUCUGGGCGCAACCUUGUCGUCGGCUAUGGUCCUACUGAGAACACAGUCUUCUCAGCUAUGCAUCCAAUCUCUCUAUCCACCAAGGCAGGGGUUAUUGGGCGCGGUGUUGGAACCCUUUGCUGGAUUGCCGACCCGGAGGACCCCAGUCGUCUUUCCCCCAUUGGGGCACCUGGGGAGCUUCUUCUUGAAAGCCCACAGCUUUCGAGGGGAUAUUUGAACUUCGCGGAGGGCGAGGGCCCAAACCAAGCUUUCAUUCGCAAUCCCCUUUGGCUAGCCAAGCAUGGCCGACGAUCCAGACUUUACCGGACCGGUGACAUAUGCCGCUUCGACCAGAACGGUGUUAUUCAUUUCGAAGGACGAAAAGACACUCAGCUCAAGAUCUCCGGUCAACGACUGGAAGCGUCAGAGGUUGAGUACCAUCUAAGAGCCGCUUUUGGUAUCACAGACGUCGUUGUAGAUGUGCUCACUCGACCACUUCACGGUAGUAAGCCUCAGUCUAAAGUCCUUGUCGCUUUCGUGUGCAUUGAGAAAGUCUCUGAGAAGGAAGCUUCUCAAUCCCCUUGUAUCAUGUCUCAUCAGUACACACCUCUCUUGGAAGCAGUUCCUAGAGUCGAAGAGGAAAUUUCUCAAACGCUUCCAUCAUGGAUGCACCCUUCGGCUUUUAUCCCUCUCUACUACCUACCUUUAAGCCCCAACGGAAAAGCAGAUAUCAAGAGGUUGCGCAGCGAAGCCGAAGCCCUUACGUCGGAUCAACUCUACUCAUUCACCCAAGCUGAGAAGACUAUGUACGUUGAGGAGACAGAUAAGCUUCGAUUGAUGCGACAGCUCUGGGCCGAUGUGCUCGGUGUCCAGUCGACCGCAAUCCCUGCUACCAGCAACUUCUUCCGCCUUGGGGGCGAUUCACUUGCAGCCAUAGGACUAGUCACUGCUGCACGGAGGAAAGGGUUGCGAUUGAGCGUAGCCCAGGUCUUCAAAACACCUAUUCUGUACGAUCUUUGCAAUGUUCCGGCUGAGGGCAGGAAAACUACUGUCAAGGUACGACCGCUUGAGCUUCUCGGCGACGACUCGAAUCAUUCCGAUAUUCUCAAAGAGAUUGCAGAGGAAUGCUCUAUCACCAUUCAGGACAUCGAAGAUGCUUUUCCUUGCACCCCGUUGCAAGAAGGACUCAUGGCUUUGUCGUCCUCAACCACCAACUCCUACUUGGUGCAGUACGUCAUGCACCUUCCUACGGACAUUGAAGUCGCUAGAUUGAAGAGGGCAUGGGAAUCAGUGGCUCAAGUGCAUGGAGUCCUACGUACUCGAAUGGUCGGCACACUUUCCUCUGGCAUCCUUCAAGUUGUCACCCAAGAGAAUUUGGCUUGGAAUGAGAGCUUUAACCUUGAGGAAUAUCUGGAAAUGGACUUGAAGCAGCCCUCAAAUUUUGGAGCGCCCCUUAACCGCUUCGGCAUCAUCUAUGCGGCGAACGGAAACGCUUCUUGUAUGGUCUGGACAGUGCAUCAUGCCGUGACCGAUGGUCAUGCGGUCGGUCUCACCUUGCAGGCAGUUCGAGCUGCCUUUGACGGCACCCUCAAGACCGUUGAGACUUCAUUUUCUUCGUUCGUCAAAUACUCAAGGGAUGCAGAUACCGAGUCAGUAUCGAGGUAUUGGAGCUCUGUGUUUAAAGGAGGACAAUUCGCUUCUUUUCCGCCAAAGCCGUUGGCGCCAGGAAGUACCUCGGAAAAGGGCUAUUCAGCUUUCGCUCGUCGUACCGUACCACUUCCAUCACCAAGCACAGGAGCGACAGCCACAACCAUCCUCCGCGCAGCUUGGGCACUGGUCAUUGCCCGUUUCAGUGGCUCUGAGGAUGUCGUCUUCGGUGUCACCACUUCUGGGAGAAAUGCCUCCUUUGACAACAUUGAGUCAAUUAUUGGCCCGCUCAUUGCGACUGUGCCUCUGAGGGUCAGAUGCAAUGGCAGAACGCUUGUUCACGAUUUCCUGGAAAGCAUUCAGAUGAGCACCAUCAGUAUGAUUCCGUACGAGCAAAUGGGUAUCCAACAUAUCGCCCGUAUCGACGCUGCAUGUCGGGCAGCCUGCGACUUCCAGAGCAUGAUGAUCGUUCAGCCAGAGGUCGACAUGGCCAUGGACGGUUGCCCUUUCAUCGGAUUUGACAGGCCCCAAGACCUUGACAAAUUUCGAUCAAAUGCUAUCAUGUUCGAGUGCAAAUUAGGGCAACAAACUGUGUCUCUAAAUGUCAACUAUGACACUCAGUAUCUCGAAUCAUCCCAAAUGGAGCGUUUGCUGGAUUACUUCGAGAGUGCCUUGGACUUCCUAGUGUCCAGUGAAGACCAAAGCAUCGAAAACUUCUUCAGUCAGCCGACAGACAAAGAUCUCGCCGAAAUCCGCAAGUGGAACGAAGCCAUUCCUUCUACUGUCAAUUCUUGCGUCCACCAUGUGUUCCAGGAACAUUGUCGCUUUCGUCCUAAUGCGCAGGCCGUUUUUGCCUGGGACGGUCUUCUCUCCUUUACCGAGCUGGACAUCAUGACUUCACGGCUAGCCAGAGUGCUUGUGGAACUAAAUGUUGGACCAGAGGCAAAGGUUGCCACUGAUGUUCACCCACACAAUGCCGCCACUGUUCUUUUCACUUCUGGGAGCACUGGAGAACCCAAGGGCGUUAUUCAAGAGCACAUAACAUUGUGUUCAGCUGCAUAUGCACACUCAGAGGCAAUGCAGAUGUCCAAAAGCUCUCGGAUCCUCCAAUUUUCUGCCUAUGUUUUCGACGUCAGUAUCAUCGAAAUCGUUAAUGCUUUCGUCCUCGGAGCAUGCAUCUGCAUUCCGUCUGAUGAAGACCGAAUGAACAAUCUGGCAGGCUUCAUCUCAAAAUCUCGAGCUGACUGGGCUUUCUUUACACCGUCAUUCGCACGCACUUUGGACCCUAGAGACCUUCCCACCCUGAAGACUGUCUGCAUGGGUGGUGAGGCCAUGACACUGGAUAGUAUUCAAAGUUGGUCUGGCUGUGUUCAGCUCAUCAAUGGUUAUGGGCCUUGUGAGGGCAGUGUGUGUACAACUGCAAAUCUCAGCAAAGGCCAAUUUAGACCAGAUACUAUCGGUCGCGGGGCGAACUCUAUCAUUUGGAUUGUUGACCCCAACUGCCACAACACAUUGGUACCCAUCGGUAGCAUCGGCGAGAUACUCAUCGAGGGCCCCAAUGUGGCUCGUGGGUACCUUGGUGACCCAGAAAAGACGAACAAAGCAUUCGUCACUAACCCAACAUGGAUCAGACAUUUCGAGAACGGCAAUGGUGCCAGAAAGAUGUACAAGACAGGUGAUCUUGGCGUGCUGAACUCUGACGGCACAAUCUCAUACUUUGGGCGGAAAGACACUCAAAUCAAACUUCGUGGACAGAGAAUUGAGCCCGGAGAAGUUGAGCACCAACUUACAAAGUUGCUGCCAUCAAAUUCCUUUGUUGUUGUUGACGCCUUGACGUUGCCGGGCGUUUCAACAAAGUCAUUGGUUGCGUUCAUUCAACUUGGCACUCAAACCUACGGCUUCGCGGAGCAGAAGAACAUCAUUAACGGGCUUUCUGAUCGUCUCAAGCAGCAGCUUGCAUCGGUUCUUCCCAUUUACAUGGUACCCUCCCACAUAAUCGCAGUCGAGCUGAUUCCAUUCACGCCAACAGGCAAGCUUGACCGGCGUGUACUUAAAGAAUAUGCCUCGUCGCUUUUCAUUGCCGAAACCUCAGUGGCUCGAUCCAUCGAUGAGGAUAUCAUUGGCGUUGACCUCUUGCGAGCUGACGAGCAAAUCGCAGUGUGUAUUAGCAACAAGCUUGCAGAUCUACUUUCUGCAGGUGAUCAUCAACAAAUGGAAUCCCUGCGCGGCCACAAUUUCAAUCCAUACUACGCUGGUAUGGACUCAAUCCAGGUCAUUUCGCUUUCGACAUUUAUUCGGAAGACAUAUAAUGUCAGCUUGCCAAUCCAGAUUUACAUGAAGAGCACAGCAACCGUUAGAGACAUUGCUCAACUGAUUAUCGACGAUCGGCACAAGUAUCAUCAAGACGAAGAACUCGAUUUGCUUCGCGAUAUAGAACUACACGAUUGGGAACUCGCAGCUCUUCCACUUCCAAAAUCAGAAGAGAAAGGUUCCAAUCUUGCUAAAGUUAUAUUACUAACGGGAGCAACCGGGUUUCUUGGGAACCAACUGCUGGCGCAAAUGUUGGAGCGUCCAGAGACUCGCAAGGUGGUAGCGCUGGUCAGAGGCCACGACACUGCCCACGCAACUAAGAGACUCAUGUGUCUUGCACGUAACAGCAGUUGGUGGUUGGAAGAGUAUUCCAAACGCAUUGAGGUUUGGCACGGUGAUCUCUCAAUGUCACACCUCGGUCUCGAAGACGGGCAAUGGAUGCGGCUCGACGGCACAAGCAUGGAUGACGACUUGAUUGAUGCAGUGGUGCAUAAUGGAGCAGUGGUGAACUGGAUGGCAGACUACCAGGCAUUGACGCCAUCCAACGUACUUUCCACGGUCAAUCUCUUGACGGCCUUGACAAAAGCAGCAGCAUCCCGACCCGUGCGUUUGACAUACGUGUCUGGAGGCCAUUUGUCAACUUCUCCAGACAACGUCCUGGAAAUCGCCCAAGAACUCAAGACGUACCCUGCGUACAGCCAGACAAAGUUUGUCGCCGAGGUCUUGGUCGCACGGUUUGCCGAGCGACUCAUCCGAUCCGGCUAUAGCUCUCUCGUGAGCAUUGUGAAGCCAGGGUUGAUCAUGGGUAGCUCCCAAGAUGGCAUUUCGAACACCGACGACUUUUUGUGGCGAGUCACAGCUAGUUCAUUGGACGUGGGUCUUUACGAUAAUGACGAGUGUGAUCUCUGGCUUGCUGCUGCGGGAGUCGAUCUCGUUGCCAAAAGAAUUCUGGACAGCUGCUUCCAAUGCGAGCUUGAUGAAGAUAUCCCUAUUGUCAAGAAGAUCCUCAACGGCUUGACCAUGAGAGAAUACUGGAAUGUCGUCAAUCAAGAGACAGGCAGCCUGACAGAGCCCACCGAUUCCAAGUCUUGGCUAUGUGCUCUUCAUGAUGAGGUUGAAGAAAAGGGGCCUACACAUAGGCUGUGGCCGGUGCUGCACUUCCUUGAUGACACAGGCGGCAAGCUCGGGCAGCCUUUGGGGUCGAUGACGAGGAAUGAUCAGCUCGAACAUCAAGACUUGGUGAAACACGCGCUCAGGAAAAGUCUUCAGUAUCUGGUGGCCAUAGGAUACAUGAAGUCGAGUAGAACAAGCAGCGUGGACGGUGACAGUUCGACGGAACCUACGCUGUUGUCACCUGGGGCACAGGUGUUUUCAAGGACGCCGACCACACCAGUCUGGAAUCAUGCAGCGGCGGACUUGAAGCGCUUGGGUUACAGUCGCAGCGAGACAAAGUCACCAGCGUCCAUUUCGUUGGCAGUUACGCCUCUGCGGAUGCCAAGUCCUUCGUCCGAUGUCGUAAGAAUCGGAUGA